This is a messenger RNA of Priceomyces carsonii, 2592 nucleotides long. It is a transcript of the gene ESC4, whose product is annotated as Esc4p. Lineage: Eukaryota; Fungi; Ascomycota; Pichiomycetes; Serinales; Debaryomycetaceae. Gene Ontology annotation, cellular component: Cul8-RING ubiquitin ligase complex; nucleus. The coding region runs from base 1 to 2592 and encodes 863 amino acids. Gene Ontology annotation, biological process: double-strand break repair; DNA double-strand break attachment to nuclear envelope. The record is from RefSeq and is a predicted model, not a curated record. The transcript has a single exon.
AUGUUCGAGGGUUGUUCAUUCUUGGUAAUAAGCUCUGAACCCUUCAAUAGCGAUGAUGAAAUCAAAAGGGUUACUCGAACCAUAGAAGAUAAUGGAGGAAAGGUAUUUAGAAAAGAAGAACACGAUAAUAGUCAGAAUUAUUUGAGCGAUAAUGUGAGCUCUGUAAUACAUCAUAUUGUUACACGAAGUGUCGAUUUUAUAGAGUAUAAUACGGCAAAGAAAUGUAUGGUCCCCAUAACGUCUCCUGAAUGGGUCUUUGAAAGUGUCAAGGAGGGCAAGCCUUUAAAUCCUAAGAAAUUUAAUCCUGACCCCAAAUAUUUCAUGAAAGACUGCUUUAUAUGUGUGGCAGACAAUUUACCUGUUGGGGAUAAGGAAGCGAUAUAUGGGGGUGUCCAGGCAUUUGGGGGACAGUUUUUUGACGAGUUAACGAGGUAUACUACUCAUUUGAUUGCGGUUGACUUAAGUAACGAAAAGAGUAUCAUUGCAUUAAGUGCUACGGGCCAAAGUAAUGGUGUUGAUGAUAUAGAUAUAAAGAUAGUAAGUCCAAGCUGGAUAGACGAUUGUCUCAAGUUUGGCCGAAAGUUGAGCGAGACGUCAUAUUUGAUGUCAAAGUCGAAAAUUGGCGAUUCCUCCCAAAACGAGCAAAUGGUUUCGCCAUCUACGCCAAAUCAUUUCAUUCAAGAGAGCCAGGAGGUUCCUCCAAACCAUUUUGAUUCCAACUUUUUUCAAGGCAAGAGUGUUUAUAUCAAAUCGGAUUAUAAAUUAUCUGAAAGAUUAUUUAAUGCAGUGAAAACAUUGAUUGAACGUCAUGGUGGUAAGAUAUUGAAUAAUUUUGACGAAGAAGAGGUUGACAUCUACAUUGGCCAGUACAGAGCUGGCGAACAGUACGUGAAAAGCUGCAAGUCUAACCGAAUAAUAGUGGCAAACUUGCAGUGGUUGUAUUCGAUUAUAGUUACAAAUAAAUGGGUUCUACCAUUGAACUCCAACUUUCUUCAUUAUCCAAUUCCCCCAGAACCUUUGCCUAACUUCAAAAAGUUGAGAAUUUCGGUAACCAACUAUAGCGGUGAUGCUAGAACCUACUUAUCUAUGUUAAUAACCAUCUUGGGAGGCACAUUUACCAAAACGUUGACCAAGGAAAAUGAUUAUUUGAUUGCAGCAAAACCUACUGGCAAAAAGUAUGAAGCAGCAACAAAUAAAUGGGCUAAUAGAGCCGGAGGUACCAAUGUCAAGGUUGUCAAUCAUAUUUGGUUGGAGGAAUGCUUUGCGAAUUGGAAAUUGCUUGACCAUAAUGAGCCUCAUUUUCAGUAUCUAGGAAAUGGCGAAGGUGUCGAGACUCUAUUGGGAAAAACGAAGCUCGACGAGCAGGUAUUGAAAAGCUGGUAUACAAAAUCUAUGGUAGAGACCACAGAGGGUGAUGUUGAUGAUAGUUGCAGCGAACCAGAGACUCGUCAAUUGAUUAACGAACUGACGAGUCAAGCUAAAGCCAAUACAAGAAUCAUUCCAGCUGAAGAGGAAGAUUUUCCUCAGUCAUUUACGAAAUCAUUUUCAGAAAAAGAAACACCACCUUUGUUGCCAUCUCCCAAAGAUAAAAUUAUAAGUAACGCCACAAAAGAUGAUGAAAGUCCUCCUCUUGAGCAAAGACUUGGUGGCAGAUCUGCUGCCAAGAAAGCGGCGGAGAAAUUGCAUUCAGAUAUGGCCGAUUUGAAUAAUUAUAAAGAAUUAUCGAGGAGUGCUAGAAAAAUGAAGUCAUACAUGGAAGAGCUUGAAAACUCUUUGACUCCUAAAAAACGCCGGAGCUCUCUCCCUGAAGAUGAAACUGAAACUGUUGAAACUCCUGAGCCAUUUAAAAAGAAAACAAGGCCCACUAAAAGCACUAAUUCUGACUUCCAAAUCAUCGCCGUUAUGACGGGAUGUGAACAAGUGCUUACUUUGUCGAAACCUGAUUCAGCAAAGUUGGCUAAAGCUGGAAUCAAGGUAUUGACAGACUUAUCAGAAAAGUACGACAUCAACACUUUAGUAGCUCCAAGAAUCUUGAGAACGGAAAAGUUUUUGAGGAGUUUGAGCAAAGUCGAUAAAAUCAUACAUCCUAAUUAUUUGUCUGAUAUUCUCAGCAAAGGAAAUUUAGAUACAUGGUCUUGGGAUUCAAUAUCAAAAGAGUUCAACAUUAAUGACUAUUCUCUUGACAAAGUCAUAGCAACUAAAGAGCUUAAUGCUGAAUUAGGAAUUGCUGCAAAUGCCAAAAAUGGGUUCUCAAAUCUUUUAAAAGGAAAGAAAAAAGGAGAAUUAUUUAAAGAUAUGAAGUUUAACUUAUCAACGAACUUGAAUGGUGGCGUCGAAGUCAUUUCAAGAAUCCUUAGUUCUCAAGGGGCAAUUGAAAUGAGACCCGUGAAAACAAUAAAUGCAUCGAACAUUAAAUCUCUUCUUCAAUCGGUUGACGGAAUUAAAAUAGUCAUUGCUAAUAAGUCGAAAGAUACCAAACUAAUCAACAACUUCAAGAAGAUUGAGCCUGAGGGAAUGAUCAUCGACUGGGACUGGUGUGUGAAGUCUAUUUUUAAAAUGAAGUUAGAGAAGCUCGAAGAUUUCAUCUUAUAG